Ciona intestinalis (vase tunicate) is the source of this 10084-nucleotide messenger RNA. The record is from RefSeq and is a predicted model, not a curated record. NCBI's taxonomy places the organism in Eukaryota, Metazoa, Chordata, Ascidiacea, Phlebobranchia, Cionidae.
AUGAAUAGCUGGACCCCUGGACGGUUUAUAGUGGUUAGAUUGAACGGCGUAAUAUAUAUAUAUGUGAGGUGCUGCAAAUACCCGGACCUGCAGCGUAUCAAACGUGAGCUAACGUUGCUGCAGAAGUUGUACGGGUUGUACAACAAUGUGAUUGAGAGCGUGAACGGGUAUUACGACAUCUUGUGGCUCGAACUUGAGAUUGAAAAGAUCAACCAGGAAUUACUGGAUUUCCAAAACAAAUGUCGCAAACUCCCGAAAGCGCUCAAGGAAUGGGAAGCCUUCCUCGACCUUAAGAAGAAAAUUGAUGAUUUUAGUGAAUGUUGUCCCCUGCUUGAAAUGAUGGCUAAUAAGGCAAUGAUGAAUCGGCAUUGGGAACGAAUCGCAAAAAUCACGAGUCAUACUUUCGAUGUUGAAAACGAAAACUUUCAACUUCGUAAUAUUAUGGAAGCUCCAUUGUUGGCAAACAAAGAGGAUAUUGAGGACGUAUGCAUCAGUGCAGUGAAGGAACGCGACAUUGAAGCAAAACUUAAACAAGUGGUUUCUGAUUGGAGUUUGCAAGUUUUCACCUUCUCACAAUUCAAGGCGCGAGGUGAAUUAUUAUUAAAAGGAGCCGACAUUCAGGAGAUAGUUGCGCUUAUGGAGGAUUCAUUGAUGGUGCUCGCUUCACUUAUGAGUAACAGAUACAACGCACCAUUCAAACCCCAGAUCCAAUCGUGGGUUCAUAAAUUAUCAGGAACGACCGAGAUUAUCGAGAAUUGGUUGGUUGUGCAGAACUUGUGGGUCUAUUUAGAAGCUGUGUUUGUGGGUGGAGAUAUUGCUAAGCAGCUUCCCCAGGAAGCGAAGAGGUUCGCAAACAUCGAUAAAUCGUGGCAGAAGAUCAUGCAGAAAGCCCAUGAGACGACAAAUGUUGUUCAGUGUUGCAUGGGGGACGACACGCUCGCACAGCUUCUACCCCAUCUAUUGGAACAACUCGAGAUGUGCCAGAAAUCACUUACGGGUUACCUGGAGAAGAAACGACUCUUGUUUCCAAGAUUUUUCUUUGUAUCCGACCCAGCGUUGCUUGAAAUCCUUGGCCAAGCAAGCGACUCACACACCAUACAGGCCCAUCUGCUGAGUUUGUUCGACAAUGUUUAUAAAGUCGACUUUGACGAGAAAGUUUACGACAAAAUUAUCCGGAUCCGAUCGCAGGAAGACGAGGUGGUUGAUCUGGAGACUCCCGUGAUGGCACAAGGCAACGUUGAGUUAUGGUUGAAAAAUUUGCUGGACACGGUGUUGAACACGAUACACUGCGUUAUAAGAAAGGCAUCGCAAGCCGUCAACGAUUCAGCUUCGUUUAAAUUGAUUGAGUUUGCCAACGUGUUCGCGGCCCAGGUCGGCCAACUUGGGAUCCAAAUGUUGUGGACCAAGGAAGCUGAGGCCACACUCGCUGUCGCUAAGUCCGAUAAAAAGGCAAUGGGAAUAAUGAACCAGAAGUUCCUGGAUAUGUUGAAUGAACUAAUCAACACAACAACAAUGGAACUAACGAAAUAUGAACGGACAAAGUUUGAGACCCUGGUUACUAUUCAUGUUCACCAACGAGAUAUAUUCGAUGAUAUGUGUCGAAUGCACAUCAAGUCACCGACCGACUUUGAAUGGUUGAAACAAUCUCGCUUUUACUUCAUUGACGACACCGACAGAUGUUUGGUUCAAAUAACCGAUGUUGACUUUGAUUAUUGUAACGAAUACACCGGGUGUACAGAGAGAUUGGUCAUCACGCCGUUGACGGACAGAUGUUACAUCACGCUUUCCCAGGCGCUCGGCAUGAGCAUGGGGGGAGCCCCUGCUGGUCCAGCAGGAACGGGGAAGACAGAGACGACCAAGGAUAUGGGGAAGUGUCUGGGGAAGUACGUGGUUGUGUUUAAUUGCUCCGAUCAGAUGGAUUAUAGAGGGUUGGGGAGGAUCUAUAAAGGUUUGGCACAAUCUGGAUCGUGGGGUUGCUUUGAUGAGUUCAACCGUAUCGAGCUCCCCGUGUUAUCGGUAGCCGCGCAACAAAUAGCCAUCGUGCUCCAAUGCAAGAAGAUGAAAAAACCUCAAUUUAUAUUCACGGAUGGUGACGUGGUGGAUCUCGAUCGGGAGUUCGGGAUUUUCCUUACUAUGAAUCCUGGUUACGCUGGUCGACAAGAACUUCCUGAAAACUUGAAGAUUAUUUUCCGUCCGGUUGCGAUGAUGGUUCCUGAUAGAAGCAUCAUCAUUCGUGUGAAGCUAGCCGCGUGCGGUUUCAUCGAAAAUAUUAUUUUAUCCAAGAAGUUUUACACACUCUAUAAACUUUGUGAGGAACAACUCUCCAAACAGGUCCACUACGACUUUGGACUCCGAAACAUCCUCUCCGUCCUCCGAACACUAGGGGGGGUUAAGCGAGCAAACCCCGAGGACCCCGAACCCAUGAUCGUGAUGCGGGUGCUCCGUGAUAUGAACCUCUCCAAACUCGUAGAUGAGGACGAACCUCUCUUCCUCUCACUCAUCAACGAUUUGUUCCCGGGGAUUCAACUUGAUAAAGCUGGAUACCCCGAACUGGAGGCAGCCAUCGAGAAACAGAUAAACGAAGCCGGCCUAAUCAACCACCCCCCCUGGGUGUUGAAGUUGAUCCAGUUGUUUGAAACGCAACGCGUGCGACAUGGGAUGAUGGCGUUGGGACCAAGCGGGGCCGGGAAGACUAAGUGUAUUAAUAUAUUGAUGAAAGCGAUGACUGAUUGCGGGGAACCCCACAGAGAGAUGCGAAUGAACCCGAAAGCGAUCACGGCACCGCAGAUGUUUGGUACGUUGGAUGUCGCAACCAAUGAUUGGACGGACGGGAUAUUUAGCACGCUGUGGAGGAGAAGUCAUAAAGCUAAGAAGGGAGAACACAUAUGGUUGGUCCUCGAUGGGCCGGUUGAUGCCAUCUGGAUCGAGAACCUUAACUCAGUGUUGGACGAUAACAAGACCCUCACCCUCGCUAACGGGGAUCGGAUACCGAUGGCUCCAAAUUGUAAAAUCGUAUUCGAACCUCACAAUAUUGAUAAUGCAUCACCAGCUACAGUGUCCAGGAACGGCAUGGUGUUCAUGAGUUCUUCUGUCCUUGAUUGGCAGCCGAUACUAAAGGGUUGGCUACAAACAUUAUCCCACCAACAAAGCGAUAUUUUGUGGGGAUAUUUCGAAGCCAUAUUCCAGGAUUGUUUGGAUUUCUUGUUUUCCACCUGUUUCCCAAAGAUGGCGUUCCUGGAGUGUAUGUACAUUAGACAAGCCAUCGACCUCCUGCAAGGUUUGAUCCCAUCUCAAGAAGAAGGGAAACAACCAAAUCGGGAACAUCUCGCUCGGUUAUUCUUCUUUAGUUUGAUGUGGUCGGUUGGCGCGAUACUCGAGUUGGACGACCGCGCGAAGUUGGAAACUUUCAUCAAGGGUCACGAAAGCAAGAAUGCUAUACCUCCUAUUAAAGAAGAUGAAACUAUAUUUGAAUAUAUGGUGAAUGAGGAAGGGCAGUGGGAACACUGGGGGGAAAGGGUGCCCCAAUAUAAUUACCCCAAAGACUCGGUACCCGAUUACAUGGGUAUUCUGGUGCCUAACGUUGAUAAUGUGAGGACAGACUUCCUUAUGGACACUAUCAUGCAACAGGAAAAAGGGAUCCUUCUGAUCGGUGAACAAGGAACAGCGAAGACAGUGAUGAUCAAGGGUUACAGCAAGCGAUACGACCCCGAACAACAUUUAAGCAAAGCUCUCAACUUUAGUAGUGCCACAACACCUAACAUGUUCCAGCGAACUAUUGAGAGUUACGUUGACAAGCGAGUCGGAACGACGUACGGACCUCCUGCUGGCAAGAAGAUGACGGUGUUUAUCGAUGACAUCAACAUGCCGGUUGUUAAUAACUGGGGGGACCAGAUAACAAAUGAAAUUGUUCGGCAACUGAUGGCAACCAAAGGAUUCUACAGUAUCGAUAAACCCGGUGAUUUCACUAAUAUUGUGGAUAUUCAGUUUGUGGCUGCGAUGAUCCACCCAGGUGGGGGUAGAAACGACAUCCCCCAGCGAUUGAAACGUCAACUUUGCAUCUUCAAUUGUACUUUACCAUCCAACAACUCCAUCGAUAAAAUAUUCAGCACCAUCGGGGAAGGUUAUUAUUGUAAAGAACGAGGGUUUAAUAACGAGGUCGUUGAAUUAAUUCCCAAACUUGUUCCGCUAACUCGACGAUUAUGGCAAGCCACCAAAGUUAAAAUGUUACCGACUCCAGCCAAGUUUCAUUACAUCUUCAACUUGAGGGAUCUAAGCAGAAUAUGGCAGGGAAUAUUGAACGUUGACCAUGAAGUCGGGUCGAGCGAGGAAACCAUACUUGGGUUGUGGAAGCAUGAGUGCCAUCGUGUGGUGGCCGAUAGGUUUACCAACCAACCAGAUAAAGAUUGGUUCGAUGUGGCGUUGAAUAAGAUACUGGCAGAAACUUUACCGGAACUGAGCUCCAAACUACCGGCCGAACCUUACUUUGUUGAUUUUCUCAGAGAAGCUCCGGAGCCUACAGGUGAGGAAGACGACGCCGACCUCGACGCACCAAAGAUUUACGAACCAAUCGAAUCGUUCGAACAACUGGAGGAAAAGUUGAAAGUUUUCCAAGAACAAUACAACGAGACGAUACGAGGAUCCAAGAUGGAUCUCGUGUUUUUUAAGGACGCGAUGGUUCAUCUCGUAAAGAUCUCUCGAAUCAUCCGAACCCCCCGUGGUAACUGCUUAUUGGUUGGUGUAGGGGGGAGUGGCAAGCAAUCUCUAACACGAUUGGCCACUUACAUAGCAGGGUACCAAAGCUUCCAAAUAACUUUGUCACGAACGUACAAUGUUUCGAACCUUAUCGAUGAUUUGAAGAUAUUGUAUCGGACCACAGGCAAGGAAGGAAAGGGGGUCAGUUUCAUCUUCACCGACAAUGAGAUCAAAGAUGAAGGAUUCCUCGAGUACAUGAACAAUGUAUUGGCAUCGGGAGAGGUAUCCAACUUGUUCGCUCGCGACGAGAUCGACGAAAUCACGCAAGAGUUGAUUCCCGUGAUGAAGGCCGAAUACCCCCGUCGCCCUCCAACCAAUGAAAAUUUAUACGAAUACUUUUUAUCACGAGUCCGCGCGAACCUUCAUGUCGUUCUUUGCUUCUCGCCCGUCGGGGAAAAGUUCCAAAACCGAGCCCUGAAGUUUCCAGCUUUGAUCUCCGGGUGUACCAUGGAUUGGUUCCUACGAUGGCCACGAGACGCCCUUAUACAAGUUGCGCAAUACUUCCUCGAGACUUUCCCCAUGGAAUGUGAGAAGAAUACGAAAGGCAGCACGGUCCAGGUGAUGGGAACAGUUCAAGACAUCGUUGCGGAGAAAUGCGUCGAAUAUUUUGAAAGAUAUCGACGAGCUUGUCACGUCACACCGAAGUCUUAUCUAUCGUUCUUGUCGGGUUACAAAACUAUUUACAAGUCGAAACUUGAUGAGAUCUCGGUUCUAGCCUCGCGCAUGAAAACAGGGUUGCUGAAGUUGGUCGAAGCCGAGAAAUCUGUCAACGAGUUGUCCAAAGAACUCGCUGUAAAAGAGAAAGAUCUCGCUGUGGCUUCUAAAGAAGCUGAUGAGGUGUUGAAAGUCGUCACCACCAAAGCAACGGCUGCUGAGAAAGUGAAAGCCGAGGUUCAGAAAGUUAAAGAUAAAGCUCAACAUAUUGUGGAUUCGAUCGCUGUUGAUAAAAAGUCGGCAGAAGCAAAACUUACGGCUGCAAAACCAGCACUGGAGGCAGCAGAGGCCGCGUUACAGACAAUCAAACCAGCUGACAUCGCUACGGUUCGUAAACUUGGCAAACCCCCUCACCUUAUCAUGCGUAUCAUGGACUGCGUGUUGUUAUUAUUCCAAAAGCGAAUCAACACAGUGGAGAUGGAUCCUGAACGACCGUGCGUCAAACCAUCGUGGGGGGAAGCCCUCAAGAUGAUGAACAACUCAGGAUUCUUACAAUCGCUGCUCAACUUUUCCAAGGACACCAUCACGGAAGAAACUGUUGAAUUGUUAGCCCCAUAUUUGGAAAUGGAUGAUUACAGCUUUGAAUCUGCCAAGAAAGUUUGCGGCAACGUUGCGGGGUUGUGUUCGUGGACGCAAGCUAUGUCGUUCUUCUAUUCAAUCAAUAAGGAGGUGUUGCCGUUAAAGGCGAACCUCGUAAUCCAAGAAGCUCGCUUGGGCAAAGCGAUGUCGGAUCUUAACGACGCGCAAGCCACGUUGGAUGAGAAGGAAGCCGAGUUAAACGAAGUACAAGCUCAAUAUGAUAAAGCGAUCUCGCAUAAACAAGCAUUGAUUGACGACGCUGAGGCUUGUAAGAGGAAGAUGGUGAACGCAAGCGCUCUCAUCGAGGGGUUAGGGGGCGAGAAGAUCCGAUGGACGGCAGCCGGCAAGAUCUUCCAAGACCAGAUCACCAAAUUAGUCGGUGACGUGCUUCUCGCUACGGGUUUCCUAUCGUACUCCGGUCCUUUCAACCAAGACUUUAGGAACCUCCUGCAAAGUUCUUGGAAGAAAGAGAUGGCAACCAACAAGAUUCCUUAUUCUGAUGACAUUAACUUGAUUUCUAUGUUGGUCGACAACGUAACGAUCGCCGAGUGGAACUUGGAGGGCCUCCCCAACGAUGACUUAUCGGUGCAGAAUGGUAUUAUUGUAACACGAGCGACUCGUUACCCGCUGCUUAUCGAUCCACAAGGUCAAGGGAAGAUAUGGGUCCGUAAUAAGGAGAUGGCGAACGAACUUCAGAUCACGACACUAAACCACAAAUACUUCCGCACCCACCUCGAGGACGCGUUGUCCCUCGGACGACCCCUUCUUAUAGAAGACGUGGGCGAGGAAUUAGACCCCGCGCUCGAUAAUGUACUCGAACAAAACUUUAUCAAGUCAGGAUCAACUUUUAAGGUGAAAGUAGGGGACAAGGAAGUUGACGUGAUGAAGGGAUUCAAACUUUACAUAACGACGAAGCUAGCCAACCCCGUGUACACACCUGAGAUAUACGCACGUACAUCCAUCUUUGACUUCACUGUGACCAUGAAGGGGUUGGAGGAUCAACUGCUCGGGAGAGUCAUAUUGACCGAGAAACAGGAACUUGAAUCGGAGCGAGUUGCUUUGAUGGAAGAAGUGACGGCAAACAAACGGAAGAUGAAAGAACUUGAGGAUAAUUUGUUGUUCCGACUUACAUCGACGCAAGGAUCGCUCGUGGAGGAUGAGAGUUUGAUACAAGUGCUACAGACAACCAAAGUAACAGCUGAAGAAGUGAGCGACAAACUGACGAUCGCCGCAGAUACCGAAGUCAAGAUCAACACGGCUCGUGAGGAGUUUCGUCCCGUGGCCACUAGAGGGUCAAUCUUGUAUUUCCUGAUCGUGGAAAUGAGUUUGGUCAAUGUUAUGUACCAGACAUCCCUUCGUCAAUUCCUUCAACUGUUCGACCUCUCCCUCGCCCGAUCUUCCAAAUCCCCAAUCCCGAGCAAGAGAAUCCUCAACAUCAUCGAGUAUCUCACUUACGAGGUGUUCCGAUAUACAUCUCGUGGACUUUAUGAGGAACACAAGUUCCUCUACGUUCUCCUCCUCACAUUGAAGAUCGCUCUCAACACGGAGAGGAUCAGCCAUACUGAGUUUCAAACGUUCAUUAAAGGUGGUGCAAGUCUUGACUUGAACGCAUGCGAACCAAAACCCAAGAAAUGGAUUCUCGACAUGACUUGGUUAAACCUCGUCCAACUAAGUAGGUUGCCACAAUUCUCACAACUGUUGAACCAGAUAAGCAGGAACGAUAAGGGAUGGAAGGCUUGGUUUGACGAGGAAGCCCCAGAGGAAGCCACAAUACCCGAAGGUUACAGUUCAUCACUCGAUACUUUCCGUAAACUCUUGUUGAUACGAGCCUGGUGUCCCGAUCGCAUCACUGCUCAAUCACUUCACUUCAUCGCAUCCACGAUGGGUGAGCGUUACACCGAGGCCGUCCUCCUCGAUUACGAGAAGAUGUUGUUAGAAUCGGAGAAGACAAGCCCCAUGAUAUGUUUCCUAACUAUGGGGUCGGACCCCACCGAUAACAUCGAGCGCUUGGCGAGGGGGAAGGGAAUUCCGUGCCGAGCGAUAUCCAUGGGACAAGGGCAGGAGGUCCACGCACGCAGGUUGUUGACGCAAAGUUUUGGUGACGGGGGUUGGCUGUUGUUGCAGAACUGCCAUCUUGGGUUGGAUUAUAUGGACGAGCUGCUUGAACAGCUACAAACGAACGAAAGCAUCAACGACCAGUUCCGAACUUGGAUAACGGCUGAAGUUCACGCAAAGUUUCCGAUCAAUCUUCUCCAAUCUUCCAUCAAGUACACCAACGAGCCCCCCCAAGGGUGCAAGGCGGGGUUGAAACGAACAUACGCAGCAAUGACGCAGGAAUUCCUUGAUAUUUCGAACAUGCCUCAGUGGAAACCAAUGUUAUUCAACGUUGCGUUUCUUUACACAACAAUACAAGAACGACGUAAGUUCGGCCCCCUUGGUUGGAACAUUCCCUACGAAUACAAUCAAGCUGACUUUAGUACGAGCGUCCAGUUCGUUCAAAACCAUCUCGAUGAUCUCGACAUAAAGAAGGGCGUAUCAUGGAACACAGUUCGUUACAUGUUGGGUGAAAUACAGUUUGGUGGACGAGUCACCGAUGAUCUGGACAAACAUUUGCUUAAUACUUAUUGCAAGGUGUGGUUCGGGGAACAUAUUUUCCACGAUAAAUUCCAAUUUUACAAAGGUUAUACAAUCCCUAAAGGCAAGACCAUUGCUGAGUACCACGCCUAUAUCGAUAAUCUACCACUGGUUGAUUCACCCGAAGUGAUGGGACUUCAUCCUAAUGCUGACAUCACAUAUCAGACAAACUUUGCGAACCUCGCGCUUGGUACGAUUGUUUCGAUUCAACCGAAGGAAUCGAGCGGGGGAAGCGGGGAGACGAGGGAGAGCGUGGUGUUCAAGAUGGCCGACGAAAUGUUGGAGAAACUGCCGGCCAACUUUCUUCCGCAUGAGGUGAAAAGUCGCUUACAAAAGAUGGGGGCCAUCCAACCAAUGAACAUUUUCCUCCGUCAAGAAUUGGAUCGAAUGCAGCGUGUCAUAACUGUGGUUCGUACGACCCUCGUCGACCUCAAACUUGCGAUUGACGGAACGAUCAUCAUGAGUGAGAACCUUAGAGACGCCUUGGACCAAAUGUACGACGCCAGGAUUCCAAGCUUGUGGCAGAAGAUUUCAUGGGAAUGUUCCACCCUGGGUUUCUGGUUCACCGAAUUAUUGGAACGACAUAUCCAGUUUCAUACGUGGAUAUUUGACGGGAGGCCAAACCAGUUCUGGAUGACCGGGUUCUUUAACCCUCAGGGUUUCUUGACAGCCAUGAGACAGGAAGUUACGCGUGCCCACACAGCCAAGGGGUGGGCGUUGGACAGCGUGGUCCUUUAUAAUGAAGUCACAAAGUCGAUGAAAGAAGAUAUAACAUCGCCCCCUCCAGCAGAAAUUGGCGGUGUAUAUGUAUAUGGUUUGUUCCUUGAUGGGGCGGGUUGGGAUCGAAGAAACGUCAAACUUGUUGAACCGCAACCGAAAGUGUUGUUCACAUCGAUGCCGGUGGUUCAUGUUUACGCCAUAAACACGGCAUCGCCGAACAAGGAUGACAAGAAGGGGUCAAUGAACGUCUACCAUUGCCCCGUGUAUAAGAAGCCCCGUCGUACCGACCUUACCUAUGUUUUCCCGCUUUUGCUACGCACGGUGCAAGUGCCCGAACAUUGGACACUAAGGGGCGUCGCUAUUUUAUGCGACACAAAGUAAAAAGUCCAAGGUUUCACAGUUGGGAGGAUUUUUGUAAAAAAUGUAAAUAUUUGAGAUUUAUGAGUGUUUUGUAUUUAAUAUAAAAAUGAUAAAAUAUAUUUUUCAAAUUUUAAUAAGUUUCAUGCGAGUGGUGUUUAUAAUUAAUGUUAGAACAUUUUAAAAUACUAGAAAUGAACUAUUUAUUUUAUUUAAAAAUCUAGAACUUAAAUCUAAGAAUCUAUAUAUUCAUGUUUUACUUUGUUGUUAGCGUUCAGUAUUAUCACUGUGUUAAAAGUAGUGAAAAUAAAAUGUUUGGUUUGAAAUA